This is a messenger RNA of Coccinella septempunctata (seven-spotted ladybird), 2150 nucleotides long. RefSeq names its product glucose dehydrogenase [FAD, quinone]-like. NCBI's taxonomy places the organism in Eukaryota, Metazoa, Arthropoda, Insecta, Coleoptera, Coccinellidae. The coding region runs from base 47 to 2047 and encodes 666 amino acids. The transcript is spliced from 2 exons. The record is from RefSeq and is a predicted model, not a curated record. Gene Ontology annotation, molecular function: oxidoreductase activity, acting on CH-OH group of donors; flavin adenine dinucleotide binding.
UAGGCGAUUUCGUGUCAUUCAGUUCUGUGCCAGCUUUCGGUAAGAUAUGUCGUGGGUACCACCAGAUCUUUCGGAGGCAUGUCAGGUGCACAACACUCUGACUACGUGCCAAUCUUCGACUUUCCUCUUCUUGCAGUUGGUGGCAAGUUUGUUCGGUCGUUCUAGGGAUGCCAAUGGAAAUGCUUUCGAUCGGGAUUUUACCGAGUUCGUCUUCGACAACGCGUACGGUAAUUUUUUUAACGAGAAGAGGACCAGUGGUGCUCCUAAGCAGGAGGAAAUUUAUGAUUUCAUAGUGAUAGGGGCUGGUAGUGCAGGGUGCGUUGUAGCCAAUAGAUUAUCGGAGGUUUCUCAUUGGAAGGUUCUACUUCUGGAGGCAGGAGACGAAGAACCGGAUGUCACGUCUGUGCCUGCUUUUGCACCGAUGCUUCAGCGAUCCAGCAUCGAUUGGGGCUACAUGACUCAACCUCAAACCCACAGCUGUUUAGCUCGCAGAAACCGUCAAUGUGCCUGGCCUAGAGGAAAGGUCAUGGGUGGUUCUUCGGCCAUAAAUUACAUGAUAUACAUACGAGGAAAUCCGAGUGAUUACGAUGAAUGGGCAUCCCUUGGAAACCACGGUUGGUCAUACGAAGAAGUACUACCAUAUUUCAAGAAAUCGGAGAACAACCACGAUGCAGAAGCUAACGACAAGUACUAUCACGGUACCGGUGGAUACCUCACGAUAGAAAGAUUUCCGUAUCAAGACGAAAACGUUAAAAUCGGAUUCGAAGCUUACAAAGAACUUGGUCUGGAGGUGCUAGACCAAAACAGUGAUCGGCAAAUCGGUGUUAUGUUACUUCAGCACACGGUUAAACACGGUGAACGACAAAGUACCAACGUCGCAUUCAUAAGACCAAUACGAAGGAAGAGAAAUAACUUGAGGAUAGAAACCAAGGCACACGUUAUCAGAGUUUUGAUCGAUCCAAAAACCAAAGUGGCUUAUGGUGCCGAGUACCUCAAGAACAAUCAAAUAGUGCGUGUAAUCGCGAAGAAAGAGGUUAUUGUGUCAGCGGGAACCCUAAAUUCGCCGAAGAUACUUAUGCUGAGCGGUAUAGGACCAGCUGAGCAUCUGGAAGAGAUGGGUAUUGAAGUGUUGAAAGAUCUUAGUGUGGGGCAGAAUCUUCAAGAUCAUCCAACCCCUGAUGGGGUUAUUUUCGCUUUGACCAACAAGACAGCUACGACAGUAACGGACGAGGAAAGGGAAGAGGAUGUUUACAGGUUCCGAAAACAGCACGAUGGUCCCUUAUCUGCAACUGGAACAGUCCAACUGAACGCUUUCAUCCAAACCAAAUACGAGCAGUCUCAUGACAGACCUGAUAUCCAACUGACUUUGGACGUAGUCAACGUGGAAAAUUUCAUAAAAGAUCCCAUUUUAGCUUAUGAAACUAACGUACUACCUUUAGCGUACUACGACGGCUUGAUUCUCAGACCAAUUUUACUAAACCCAGAAAGUCGAGGUUAUAUAAAGCUUAAUCAAUCGGAUCCUAUCCACGGUGCUCCCUUAUUCUACCCAAACACGUUCUAUGCAAGAAUAGUCCUUCAGAGGAUCGUUGAAGGAAUCAACCAAGGUUUGAAUUUAUUACGGACACAUGCUUUCACUAAAGUAGGAGCUAGACUGGUGUCAAAUCCUCUCCCUGGUUGCGAGAAGUAUCAGUUCGGUACAGACGAAUACUGGGAAUGCAUUAUCACUCUAUACACCAACACCAUUUACCAUCAGGUGGGUACUUGCAAGAUGGGGCCAAAAAAUGAUGACACUGCUGUGGUAGAUCCUGAGCUUCGAGUAUAUGGCAUCAAAAAUUUAAGGGUGAUAGAUGCAUCCAUAAUGCCUCUUAUAGUUAGAGGAAAUACCAAUGCUCCAACCAUAAUGAUAGCUGAGAAGGGAAGCGACAUGAUUAAACAAACGUGGAUACAAACUUCGCAUAUAAAUAAUGUAGGGAACCAGAAGAAAUCAGAAGAUUUGAAUCAAUUCUUUAGUGACAUACAUUUUGACAUCAAUUUCAGGCGGAAAUGAGGAACUUCUGAAUGAACGAGAACUACUAUCGUAGAACUGUGCUCCGAAAGUUCCUGAAGAGUUUCAUAACUAUUAUCUCAGAAUACAGUUUGAUGAAACCUCU